CGCAGUUUCCGUGUGAAGCGCGUUCCCGACGUUAUUGCCGUUCGGUGACUGUCGGUUCCGGAACGCUCUAGCUCUCUCCCGUGCGUAACGCAUUAGCCACAGACACAGCGUGUCUCAUCUCCACGCCUCCCUCCUCACGUGUCCCGGCGGCGGUACAGGACAGGCAGGGAAGGGAAAGCUCCUCACAUGACCCGUCUGUUUGUCCCCGUGAUCAGGAGAAGCACCGCCGGCUCUCACGCCUCCCCCUUUCCGGGCCGCCCCGGGCCCUGGGCCUGUAACGCCUGAGUCUGGGGGGACUCGGGCUAAAGAUUCCGCCCGCUGCCUCCCAACCCAGACGCUCGACACAUGGACAUGCUGGAUCAGGGCCUCGACUCCGCCAGUCACGACAAAGGACAGGAGACGGAAGAAGUUGUAGAGUUGCAUGAAGGAGAUGAUACGAGUGCCGAGGAACAUACUGCCGUGGCCAUUGCCACUGUCCAACAAGCUGCCUUCUCAGACCACAAUAUCCAGUAUCAGUUUCGCACAGAAAACAAUGGAGGACAGGUGACAUACAGAGUUGUCCAGGUGACAGAUGGUCAGCUGGAUGGCCAGGGGGAUGCAUCAGGGGCAGUCAGUGUUGUGUCAACAGCAGCCUUUGGCGGCACUCAGCAAGCCGUAGCACAGGCUGUGAUCCAGAACCAAUUCAGCAAUGGCGGAAGCCCUACCUCAGAUGCAGUUGGUGGGGAGGCGCGCUAUGCUUAUUUUCCAGCUUCCACAGUGGGGGACACUACAGCUGUGUCUGUGCAGACGUCUGACCCUGCACUGGCACAAGCAGGAGGGCAGUUUUACGUCAUGAUGACCCCCCAAGAUGUACUUCCUGCUGGAACACAGAGGACGAUUGCUCCACGAACUCAUCCCUAUUCACCUAAGAUGGAUGGGAACAGAACGCCUCGCGACGAGAGACGAAGAGCUCAGCACAAUGAAGUGGAGAGGAGACGGCGAGAUAAGAUUAACAACUGGAUCGUUCAACUGUCAAAAAUCAUUCCAGACUGCAACACAGAAAGCGCCAAAACCGGAGCCAGUAAAGGUGGUAUACUGUCUAAAGCUUGUGACUACAUCCGUGAGCUCCGGCAGACAAACCAACGCAUGCAGGAGACCUACAAAGAAGUGGAGAGACUGCAGAUGGACAACGAGCUGCUGCGACAACAGAUGGAAGAUCAGAAGAACGAGAAUGCACUUUUGAGGGGACAGCUACAGCAGCACGGCAUCGAGGUGGUGGAAGAAUCUCCGAGGCAGUAACAUUCUUCACUCGCUCAUCAAUAAGAGUAGAUGGGGAAAAAAGCCACGAAGCGGAACUAUCGGCACCCUUUUCUUCAGUGGCAUCUCACUUGCCACCACCCUUCAUUCACAGCACACCUCUCCCUGCAUUUUUUUUCUCCUUUAACUUUAUGGUGUCAAAAAAAAUAUUUCCCUGAUCCUUCUAAAGGACUUUAUGGAUUGUUGGCUACAAGGGUGGGGUUUCAACAAUAGCCAUUAACGCUCGUUGGGAGAGAUUCUUUUUCACCCCCCCCCAUUCCACUGCAGAUUGGGACCUGCACACUAUUGCAAUGCAGUAGGUUCAAGGUCUGUGCUUAGGAGCAGAGGGUUAAUGAAGAAUUGCUUUCCUUUUUUUUUUUUUUUUUAUUAUUAUAAAUAUAUAUAUAUAUAUAUAUAUAUAAAUAUGAACAUACCUUAGACUUUUAGCAAUUGAAUAUAGGUAACACAACCUUUUUUUUCUUCUUUGCUUUUUUAAAACUAUUUUUAAACCCGAGUGUGUGGAUGAGCAGAUUCUAGUAUUAUUUCCUCUUAUGCUCUGAGUUUUUUUUUCCCCACAAAAACUUGGGGUGAUUUUGCAGCCUUUGAAAGGAUCAUGCAGUAAAUCUCCAGUUUACAAUGUACUCGCAUAUAGACGCCAAAAGCUAUAUUCACUAUCCUCUUUGAACAGCCAUUUUUGCAAGUGCUUCGGAGCCGUCCGCAGCAGCGAUAUACUAAGCAGGGCCUGCUGAAAUGCGUCCGAAUACUUGCAUCUAUGCAUCCCUGUACUUUAUUCUGAUUUUAAAGGGAAAGUGCUACCAAAAAUAAGCUUGGAUUAACACCUUUACAAUUAAACAGUUUGCAUUUCCUUGUAAAGUCUGAA
Molecule: messenger RNA, 2155 nt
Organism: Xenopus laevis (African clawed frog)
Lineage: Eukaryota; Metazoa; Chordata; Amphibia; Anura; Pipidae
Gene: usf2.L
Product: upstream transcription factor 2, c-fos interacting L homeolog
Biological process (GO): regulation of transcription by RNA polymerase II; positive regulation of transcription by RNA polymerase II
Cellular component (GO): nucleus
Molecular function (GO): E-box binding; protein dimerization activity; DNA-binding transcription factor activity
Source: RefSeq, marked validated